This is a messenger RNA of Clonostachys rhizophaga, 393 nucleotides long. The record is from the annotation of a GenBank genome assembly. NCBI's taxonomy places the organism in Eukaryota, Fungi, Ascomycota, Sordariomycetes, Hypocreales, Bionectriaceae.
AUGGCUUCUACCGACGAUACAAACGACAACUUCACGCUCUACGACCUACGAGUCGAAGUUGUGUGCCCUGAAGGAGAGAGAAUUCUUUGCGGCGCAAAGGCAGGCGACCAUUUCACGUUAGAGGGAGAAAUGUUGCAUUUACCCCCGGGGCAAGGGAUAAGCAUAUAUAGUCUUGGUAUUUACAGGUCCUUGUUACAUUCCAAUGAAGCGGCUACGCUCCCACUGCUGGCGGCAAAGCAGAGAAUGACACACGCUCACGACUGGAUGAGCACCGAUGCCUUGAUCGCUUGUCCGGAUCCUAAUUGCAAAUCGCAAUUGAAGAUUACUAGGACAGGCACGCGGGAAUUCAGCCACGCAAGCACUACAGUUGUGGGUUUGGAAGGAAACCACUGA